This is a messenger RNA of Scutellospora calospora, 735 nucleotides long. Lineage: Eukaryota; Fungi; Glomeromycota; Glomeromycetes; Diversisporales; Gigasporaceae. The record is from the annotation of a GenBank genome assembly.
AUGAGUGCCACAUCUCUCCAACCACAACAGACUCAACAAACUCAGCAAAGGCCGGGUUUUCGCAAAAUCAUGACUUGGAGUAGCCGAAGAAGUAAUAAUAAAAAGCAUCCUCAUUUGUUUUAUGAUAGUGCUCCAGAAGGUGGAGAAGACCAGCAAAAUAUACCUGCUCCAGCUAGUCCUACUCCAAGUGUUAAGAGUCUUAAAUCAGGGCGGCCGUCUCUUUUCGCCACUUUUGCUCGUAGAAAUUCAACUAAAAGUGAACAUUCUUCGAGGAGUCGUUCACCAAACAGUCGUUCACCAACCAGUCCUAGACCUUCUAAUGAUUCUUGUAACUUAACUGAAAACUUAAUGGAAGAUUUUCGCACACCUAGUCCUACACCAUCACGAAAUUCAAUGAUUUUUGAGCGAGACAUUGAAAAUCACGAUCGUCUCAGCGUUCACGAAGCUAUAGACCUGGCUAUUCCUCCUGCUUUAAACAACGUAGCCGAAGCCUUUGUCAACGAAGAAAUACCUAUUAUCACAGAAGAAGGAACUGAAUCUAUAAUUAAGAAUAAAAAUGAAUCUGAUAGUCUUUGGAUUAAUACAAUGGGAGAAGUUGAAGGACGGAAACGAUUGUCAUUAAUAAAUUAUGCAGACAUUGCUAAUCGAUCACCAAGUCCUGGACCGUUUGAUCAAAAGAACACAAUUGCAGAAACUUUGCGAGUGACGACACCAAGGGAAAUGAACGGGUUGACG